GCCUACUCUGUUGCCUGGAAAAUUCUUCCACUCCCUAAGCUCUCUUUACCCAGCUGACUUGAUUCCUAAUGAAAUCUUCAUGGUCUUCAUUUAAACUUCUUGAGGGAGCUUCCCAGGCACUUUACUCUAGCCCAGAUACUCGCAAGCCCCGGAAGCGAGAGACUGGGGCGGGGCGAACUUACGGAAGAGGAGCGGGACCGCUGCUGAUUGGCUGGCUUCGGGCGGAAGUCGGGUGUUUUGGUGGUCUGAAGACGCUAGCUUGUGACGGGGAGGGAGAGAGGGAAGGCCUCCCUGAGGUUGCCUCUUCGUCCGUGCCCGGGGACCCGCGGAACUAUCCUAACACCCAGGCCCCGCGGCUAGCCCCUUCCCCCGGGCCCUUCCCGCUCGAUCUCGUCACCGUUAUGUGGGAAGCGAAUCCGGAGAUGUUUCACAAGGCAGAAGAAUUCAUAUCCAAAACAACAGAUAGUGGAAUGGAUGACAUGGACACUUCAGAAACCCAGUGGGGCUGGUUUUACUUGGCAGAAUGUGGGAAGUGGCACAUGUUUCAGCCGGAUACCAACAUUCAGUGUUCAGUUAGCAGUGAAGAUAUCGAAAAAAGCUUCAAAACAAACCCUUGUGGCUCCAUUUCUUUUACUACUUCCAAAUUCAGCUACAAGAUAGACUUUGCAGAAAUGAAGCAAAAGAAUCUCACCACUGGAAAGCAGCGUUUAAUAAAAAGAGCCCCCUUUUCUAUCAGUGCUUUCAGUUAUAUCUGUGAAAAUGAAGCUAUCCCUAUGCCACCUCACUGGGAGAACGUGAAUACUGAAGUACCAUAUCAGCUCAUUCCUCUGCACAGUCAAACACAUGAAUAUAAUGAAGUUGCUAGUCUCUUUGGGAAAACGAUGGAUCGCAACCGAAUUAAAAGAAUUCAGAGAAUUCAAAACCUAGACUUGUGGGAGUUCUUUUGCAGGAAAAAGGCUCAGCUCAAGAAAAAAAGAGGUGUGCCUCAGAUUAAUGAACAAAUGCUAUUUCAUGGUACCAGCAGUGAAUUUGUGGAAGCAAUUUGCAUUCAUAACUUUGACUGGAGAAUAAAUGGUAUACAUGGUGCUGUCUUUGGAAAAGGAACCUAUUUUGCUAGAGACGCUGCUUACUCCAGUCGCUUCUGCAAAGAUGAUAUAAAGCAUGGAAACACAUUCCAAAUUCAUGGUGUCAGCUUGCAACAGCGGCAUCUAUUUAGAACAUAUAAAUCUAUGUUUCUUGCUCGAGUGCUAAUUGGAGAUUACAUAAAUGGAGACUCCAAAUACAUGCGACCUCCUUCCAAAGACGGGAGCUAUGUGAAUUUAUAUGACAGCUGUGUGGAUGAUACCUGGAAUCCAAAGAUCUUUGUGGUAUUUGAUGCCAACCAAAUCUAUCCUGAGUACUUGAUAGACUUUCAUUGAUUUUACUUCCAAAUGUCAGUGGUCAAGGAAGUUUUAUUCUUUUUUGCAGGAAGAUUUGCUCUCCCAUCAGCUAGCCACUAUGUUAAUUAUCUGGUACUUUUGAAAAAAUACGAAAGAAAAAGUGGCCUCCAUAUAAAAAGACAUACUGACUU
Molecule: messenger RNA, 1570 nt
Organism: Nycticebus coucang (slow loris)
Lineage: Eukaryota; Metazoa; Chordata; Mammalia; Primates; Lorisidae
Gene: PARP11
Product: poly(ADP-ribose) polymerase family member 11
Exons: 9
Coding region: 69-1418 (449 amino acids)
Molecular function (GO): NAD+ poly-ADP-ribosyltransferase activity
Source: RefSeq, a predicted model, not a curated record